Molecule: messenger RNA, 2039 nt
Organism: Ricinus communis (castor bean)
Lineage: Eukaryota; Viridiplantae; Streptophyta; Magnoliopsida; Malpighiales; Euphorbiaceae
Product: cysteine synthase
Exons: 11
Coding region: 718-1689 (323 amino acids)
Cellular component (GO): cytoplasm
Molecular function (GO): cysteine synthase activity
Source: RefSeq, a predicted model, not a curated record
GCUACGCGCGACUGUUAUUUUAUAACGACGGUCAACGGUCUCACUGUCCGUUUUUCAAGGAGAAGUUGCAAAACCAUGAAGAACGAGAUGGUAAACUAUAUCCGACUCGCCGGUGACAAUUCGAUGAACAUGAUUGAUUUCGUUUCAGAUCAUCGGCAGAAAUUGAUCUCGAAGAGUAGAGCAAAAUAAACAAAUAAAUAAUUAUCUAAUUAGUCAUCAGCGAAAUUUUAAUUCUGCAGUCAUGGCUGUAUGAUCGGACAUGCAUGUGUUCAACUAAACGCAAACCCAUUUGCGAGAUAGUAUGACUUCGGGCAAGCUUAAAAUUUAUGGUGGUGAAGAAAGGUUAUAAUUGUACUUUGGCUGACACUAUAUUCUUGCCAGAUAGAACAACUCUCACUUCUUCUUUUUUUCUUUUUAAAAGAAUUAUUAGGUUUGAAGUUGUUAUCAUGGAGUUGAAGUCAAAGAAGUUUAGCAGAGAGAAGAGGAAGGAUAGGUAGGCUAGACAUAUACACCCACCAAAACAAGAAUAAUAAAAACAAAGAAACAACUGGAAAUGGGACUAUCUGUAUCUUGGCAACUUUAUAUUCAGUGUAUUUGUAUUUUCGAUAACUUUAAUUAACCAAUAGUGCUAUAAGGCAACACCAAAUAUUGAAUUUAAGAUUUGCAGGCGGAAGAGAUAUUUUUCACAUUCUUUGGCAGCAGAACACCUGGAAAGAUAUGGAGGCCAAUUGCGAGAUAAAGAAAGAUGUUACUGAAUUAAUUGGCAAUACACCUAUGGUAUAUCUCAAUAAUAUUGUGGAUGGUUGCGUAGCCCGGAUUGCUGCCAAGCUUGAAAUGAUGGAACCUGUCUCUAGUGUUAAAGACAGAAUUGCAUACAGCAUGAUCAAAGAUGCAGAAGAUAAAGGCUUGAUUACUCCAGGGAAGACCGUACUGAUUGAACCGACAAGUGGUAACACUGGCAUUGGAUUAGCAGCAAUAGCGGCAAUGAAGGGUUAUAAAAUUAUCCUUACCAUGCCUGCUUCAAUGAGUCUUGAGAGAAGAAUUGUGCUACGUGCUCUUGGAGCCGAAGUUUACCUUACUGAUCCAGCCAAGGGCUUUAAUGGGGUACUUGAGAAAACUGAUGAGAUACUAAAUAAGACACCUAAUGGCUAUAUCUUUCGGCAAUUCGAAAAUCCUGCCAAUCCAAAGAUUCAUUAUGAAACAACUGGUCCAGAAAUAUGGAGAGACUCGGGAGGCAAAGUUGAUGCCUUGGUUGCAGGGAUUGGAACUGGUGGAACUGUGACUGGAGCUGGCAGAUUCCUCAAGGAGAAAAACUCAGAUAUUAAGGUGUAUGGUGUAGAACCAGUUGAAAGUGCAAUCUUAAAUGGAGGAAGACCUGGGCCGCAUCUGAUCCAAGGAAUUGGUGCUGGUAUCAUUCCUAGUGUUCUGAAUGUUGACUUGCUGGAUGCAGUUCUCCAGGUAUCAAGUGAGGAAGCUAUUGAAACCACUAAGCUGCUUGCCUUGAAAGAAGGUUUGCUGGUUGGGAUAUCUUCUGGAGCUGCAGCUGCUGCUGCAAUUAGAUUGGCAAAGAGGCCUGAAAGUGCAGGGAAACUCAUUGUUGUGGUAUUCCCCAGUUUAGGAGAACGUUACUUAUCUUCCAAGCUCUUUGAGUCCAUUAGGCAAGAGGUGGAAAACAUGACUUUUGAUUGAGACCAAUUCAAGAAUAUUCAACUUAUCGGUUGUUACAGCACUGAAUUUUAUGAUGUGACAUACUCUCAUAAUUGUAACUUCUGCAGUAGUCCUGUGUAGUGUACUUGUGCCAGCCAACCCUCGAGUGUCAGUUAAUUUUAUUGAGAUACAUAGGCGUACUUUUGAGGAUGAGCCUCGUUGCAACAGUAACAUUAUUCCCCUUAUUAUGGUAUGGAUGUUAAUUUUAUACUCGGCCAUACAAAAAGCUCUCCUGCCAAUGCGUGAGGAAGUUUUCAAGUCCAAGUUUUUAAUUGCUGCUCGCUUGUCAAGGAUCUAUAAGUAGCAAUAGUUAAAAUGCUGUCUUUUCGUUA